Magnolia sinica is the source of this 1743-nucleotide messenger RNA. Its product is annotated as probable microtubule-binding protein TANGLED. The record is from RefSeq and is a predicted model, not a curated record. Gene Ontology annotation, biological process: regulation of phragmoplast microtubule organization. The transcript is spliced from 4 exons. The coding region runs from base 79 to 1164 and encodes 361 amino acids. NCBI's taxonomy places the organism in Eukaryota, Viridiplantae, Streptophyta, Magnoliopsida, Magnoliales, Magnoliaceae. Gene Ontology annotation, molecular function: microtubule binding.
CAUCCCAUCCCUUCUGCGGAGAGAGCGAGAGGCAACGUGGAAGCGAGCAAGAGACAGAAAGAGAGGGAGAAAGAGAAAAUGGUUGCCAAAACUCCAACAAAAGAGAAGAGAACGGCAGUUGCUCUCAACCCAAAUCUCCUCAGAGAAACAGUAAAGAAGAUGGAUCGAUGCAUGGCCCGCUUGCAGGAACUCCAGUACACUGUGACGGGCGGAAAUAAAGUGAUUGCCGGCAUCAGCCUCAGCCCUAGAAGCACGAAGGGUUACCUAAGAACCAGCCUCAGAUGCAAGCAAGAAUCUCUGAGGAUAAAAAAUACUGCAACUCGAGUAUCUCCAGUAGGCAAGAUGCAUGACAAUACAGGUGAGUGGCGUCGUAUGUCGUUACCAGCAAUGCUGGUUAGAGAAACAGUCAUUGAAAUCCUUCAAGCUAGCCGAUUUGCAAAGGAAGUAGCCACUGCUGUUGCCAAAGCUAACCAAACUGCCUCCGACCUACCCAAAACUCCAGAGACUGGCCAAAAGAAAAACAGGCCACAUUUUGAAAGCACCCAACUUCAGGCUCGGAGGAAGUUAGAAAAGCAAGGUACCUUGCAGUUCAUCCGAUCAGAAUCCAAUUCCCCAACUCGUCGAAGGGUCCGAUCCCGUAUCACUUUCAAGGUUUCUCCCAAAAAGAAAACAGAACUAGGAAAAGAAAACCAACAUUUAGCUAAUCGAGUAUCGCCCAGGAACAGACCUUGGGCUAAAAAGACGGUCCUCUUUCCCAACCCUUUAUUCCUCUCCUCGCCAUCUUCCCACCAACACAAAUUCUGCAAGACCAGAUCCCCUGUAAUUGGGAAAAUGCGGCAGACUCCACAUAAAUUUGCCAUUAAAUCACACCCCACAUUACCAGAAUUUCAAUCCAAGAUCAGGAACCCAGCGAUUUCUCCAUCACCAACAAGACAAACGAUUUCAAAAUUGCCAAAGCUUACUGCUAGUAAUACGGCAUCAAAAUUGAGGCUUUCCUUCUCGCCAUCGAAGCUAAGGCACUCUUUCUCGCCAUCGAAGCUGGCUAGCAGAUUAGUAUCACCACUGAAGAACAGAAUUUCAGUUCAGAAGAGUGGUGGAUUGGUCAGGGGGAUGAAGCAUCGGCCAUCUUUGACUCCGAUCAGAUUUUCAGGCCAGAGAAUUUGAUGGGUGCUAUCUAAAAUUCUCCUGGUUUGUGGGUUGUUGGAGAUUUUUGAAGAUAUUAUCUUAAUAUCCAUAGCCCGUUUCCAUUUCUCAUUGUUUAUAUUUGUGAUUUUGAUGAAUAUUUAUCAAUAAGUCUUGUGAAUGUCUGUCCUCUUCUGUAAAUUUGGAAGUGAUCUAUAAUUUACAACUCCAGUAGAAUAUUAAAAGCAAGAAUGUCAAUUUCUGAUUUUUUCUGGUCUUGAGAGACUAUCAGUUAAAUUGCUGUUUUGGUAAAUAAACUUAAAUUGCCUUCUUCUUGAGAAGUAAUAUAUAAUAGGCAGUUUGACUCCGAUCAGAUUUACAGGCCAGGGAAUUUGAUGGGUGCACUCUAAAAUUCUCCUGGUUUAUGGGUUGGUGGAGAUUUUUGAAGAUGUUAUCUUAAUAUCCAUAGCCGGUUUCCGUUUCUCAUUAUUUAUAUUUGUGAUUUUGUUGAAUAUUUAUCAAUAAGUCUUGUGAGUGUCUGUCCUCUUCUGUAAAUUUGGAAGUGAUCUAUAAUUUACAACUCCAAUAGAAUACUAAAAGCAAGAAUGUCAAUUUCUGAUU